Molecule: messenger RNA, 3954 nt
Organism: Pungitius pungitius (ninespine stickleback)
Lineage: Eukaryota; Metazoa; Chordata; Actinopteri; Perciformes; Gasterosteidae
Product: rho GTPase-activating protein SYDE1
Exons: 14
Coding region: 364-3093 (909 amino acids)
Biological process (GO): regulation of Ras protein signal transduction; cell migration; signal transduction
Cellular component (GO): synaptic membrane
Molecular function (GO): GTPase activator activity
Source: RefSeq, a predicted model, not a curated record
GUUUAAACCUCAUCUGCUAUGAGUACUAGUAUUACUACUACUACUUAUACAUUAUCUGGUACUAGUACUACUACUACAACAACUAAUAAUACUAAUACAUCAUCUGAUACGACUAUUAGUACUAACAUUUUAUACAUUAUGUGCCACUGAUUACUACUAGUCCUACCCCUAAUAAUUCUAGUAACAAUACUACUACUUCAUACAGGAACAGGUCAUAAGGUCUAUCAUCUGUCCAAAGUAGACCAGGUCAUAAGUUCCAACAUCCGUUCAUAUAGAAAGGGUUCAUAUCUUCUCUAUAUCUGUCCAUAGGGGACCGGGUCAUAAGUUCUAUCAUUGUCAUUCUUCAGCUGCUUUUAUGUUUUAAUGCUUUUAAUCAGAAUCACAUCCAGAGUGAGCACUGAAAACCUGGUCAACAUAAAGAACUCCCUCAACCACAUCCUGGUUGCUAAGAAACCGGUGUGGCAGGGCUUCUUGGCUUCGUCUCCCUCCUUGCAAUCCGGCUCCACCCCCAGAAUCUGUAACCAAAUAUCCCAGGAUGCAUCUGUGCAGGACUGGAGUCAGAGGUCGGCACAGAAUAAGACUCAUCAGUGUGGGGAGAGGAAGUGUGUCAGCAGAUCAUCGGACACAACUGGCCCCCCCUGUGUUCCUGUCAGUUCUAUCAUAGUACCUGCUGAAGAUCCCCAUCCUCCAGGAGCCUCGCCCAAUGUACCAGCCUCAGUCAGCAGCAAGUUAUCGGAUCAGCACGCUUAUCUGCAAAGCCUGGAUCGCACCAGCAGAGCUUGGGUGCUGUCUUCUGGGAAGACCCAGACAUUGGAUGAGGCAUGUGGGGUUCACCAGGAGAGCAGCAACAUCUGGUACAACCCUAUCCCUGAGGAGGAGGACGCAGGAGGUCCAUGCAAGGAGGAGAUUUGGAGGAGGAGAGACGAGAGGAAGGAAGGAGAAGCCGCCUGGACGACAGAGCUGGGAGGAGGGUUGUUUGGGUCAACAGAAAGCUCUAGUGGGGACUUUUCACUGGAUGAAAUCAAUCCCAGUGUUAGCAAUCAUACUGAUGACGUCAACACAGAAAACCCAGAUAUCAGCCCCGCCCCUCCAAAGAAAGAAGGCGUGUCCGGUAGUAUGAUUGAUAGGCUGAGGUCUCCUGGCACAGUGAGGAAACUCUCUCUAAAGAUGAAGAAACUGCCUGAGCUGCGCCGUAAACUCAGCCUUCGCUCCUCCUCUCGCAGCCAACGACAGGCGGUCGACAGAGGAGGAAACGAGUCGACGAGUAAGACCUUAUCAUCUGCAGCAGACCAAAAUGUGAUCAGCAGAUAUCACCUGGAUAGCACCACCCCACCAGCCAGGCCUCUAAGACGAUCAUCGAGAGGACGCCCAGCCAAAGGAGGUUAUCUUAGUGAUGGGGACUCACCUGAGCUACUACCACGGCAACAGGCCCCUACUGUCCCAACUGUCCAGGACAUGGCGGUCAACGUAAGUGAGUACCGACUGUACAUGGGUUCCAAUCCAGCGAGGAGCAGCCAGCGGGUCACAGGUUUACUGACGGUCCAUCUCCUUGGCCUAGAGGAGAUGAAGACCAGCAGGUCAGAGGGCAAUAAGGAGGUGUUCCUAGCUAUCCAGAUUGACGGGGUGACGAGGGCAAGGACCUCCCUCCUGACCCUGAGAGGCUCCGCGCUCCCAUUGAACCACACUUUUCACCUGGAGCUGGAGCGAGCCUGGCUGCUCCGCAUAGUGGUGUUAACACCAGCAGCAGGUUCAGGGUCUAAAUCCGUGACGGACCAGACUUUAGCCACUCCACCCAGGAACCGGGUCUGUGGACUGGGAGCAGUCUCCAUCCCUCCACUCUUUAAAGGGAGCCGCAGUCAGCAGCUCUGUGUGAAGUUAGAGCCCAGAGGUCUUCUUUAUGUCAAACUAUCACUACAGGAGAAGUGGGAUACACAGCCCUGCACUGACAAAUCAGGCCCUUCUAAUGUGUUUGGGGUUGAACUGCACCAUCUAGUGGAGAAAGAAGGAUCCUCUUCACAGAUUCCACUGCUCAUCCAGAAAUCUGUGGAAGAGAUAGAGCACAGAGGUCUGAAGGUGGUGGGUCUGUACAGAUUGUGUGGUUCCGCUGCGGUGAAGAAGGAGCUCAGGGAUUGGUUUGAGAGGAACAGUUUGGCGGUUUGUCUCAGUGAGGAUCUGUACCCCGACAUCAACGUCAUCACAGGUAUACUGAAGGACUACCUGAGGGAGCUGCCUUCUCCACUCAUCACUAGGACUCUAUACCAGGUCAUCAGGCAGGCCAUGACCCUACGACCCCCACAUGCCCCACCAUGGACCCCUGAUCCCCAGCUGGCCCAGAGCACUGUGGAGUUGCUGGCCUGUCUGCCGCCUCCAGAGCGGGCCACCCUGUCUCUGCUUCUGGACCAUCUCAGUCUGGUGGCCUCCCUCAGCUCAUUCAACAGGAUGACCCACCAGAACCUCGCCGUCUGCUUCGGUCCGGUGCUCCUCACCCCAACCCAGGAGGCCUGGAAUGGGGGAAGAGGGGGGAAGGUAUUUGGUCAUGCUGAAGAGAUGGCGAACGCUGUGGAUUUCAAGCGACAUAUUGAGGCCUUGCACUACUUGCUGCAGCUGUGGCCAGUGCCGACCCAUCAGUUCCCAGCAGAUGACCACAUCGAUAUCUCCCCACCUCCCUCCCCAGCCCUCACCCAGAACAUCCGUGGAAAGCAGCAGUGGCGUCCUAUGCUGCAAUUAACUUUGCCCCAGAACCCUGAGGUGGUGGUGGUGUCAAGGCGGGGUCGGGGUGGCCUUCCCCGGGUGGAGAGUCCCCCACCGAUCAACCGGUACGCCGGCGACUGGAGUAUCUGUGGACGAGACCUUCUGUCGGGACAGGACGCUGAUUAUGACGAGGUUGCUGGAAGUGAAAGUGACAGAGGCAGCGGGGAUGAAGGAAAGGUGGCGAAGAAUGAGUCGAGAUCCUCGGGAGGAGGAGGCCUCUACAUGGAUGAGUUCAUGGAUUUUGACGCUCCGUUUAACUGCCGCCUAAGUCUGAAAGACUUUGACGCUCUGAUCCACGACUUAGACAGGGAGCUUGCCAAGCAGAUCAACAUCUGUCUGUAGCGCCACACCCACUUAUUGAUCAAGCAUAUCAACCUCUGUCUCAAGAGCCACACCCGCAUUUUGAUCACUGAGAUCAACAUCUGUCUGCAUAGCCACACCAUCUUAUUGAUCUGAUCCAAAGGUAAACUUUUUUUUCCGCAGCUGUUGACUAAAUAUGUGAACUGAACUGUGCAGACAGUCCUGCUCUUUUCUGUACCCGCUGCCCCCCUCCUGGUUUCUGUACCCAAAGCUUUAUUUUGUACCUCCCAGCACAGCAGAACGAUGUGAGCUACACUCUCCAUAGAAGAAAUAUGAUGCCAUACAGUGUUACCAAUAAUGCUGUUUAUUAAGAGUAUUUUCCCUUUUUUUGCACAAUAAUGCGAUAAGCACUUAUUUUUUUUAAUUGAUAAUGACAACGUUUCGAAUUAAAUUAAACCAAAGUGUUGGCACACAGCUCCUGUUGGAACACUCUAUUAACCUAUUAAACACAUUAUUAUUUUCAUUACUCAUAUUCUUUGUAUUAAUUAACCAGCAGUGCGCUUUCAUAAAGGUUAAGCUUCAGCUCUUUUUUCUUAUCAAAUGUUUUAAAAGCAUAUUGAGUUUGAAGAUGUAAUCAUAAUUUAAGGACAAAGUCACACAAAUAUAUAUUGACUUUUACUUUAUAUUUAAUUUCACUGGACCCGAUCCAUUCACAGCAUGGUACAUGAGCACCAAUGUUUUGAAGUGGAUGUGUGCAGCCACUGGUAACCAGUGAAGACAGCGAAGGAUUUGCGUAGUAUGGGAGAAUUGAGGAAGGUCAAAGACCAGUCAAGCUGCUAUAGAGUCUGUUUUUAGCAGUUAUAUGACACACUCACACACAAUGAUUAAAACUGAUGACAUUUU